Molecule: messenger RNA, 2133 nt
Organism: Arthroderma uncinatum
Lineage: Eukaryota; Fungi; Ascomycota; Eurotiomycetes; Onygenales; Arthrodermataceae
Product: carboxypeptidase S1
Exons: 2
Coding region: 1-2133 (710 amino acids)
Biological process (GO): proteolysis
Cellular component (GO): fungal-type vacuole
Molecular function (GO): serine-type carboxypeptidase activity
Source: RefSeq, a predicted model, not a curated record
AUGGCACAGACGUCGAGCCACUUAAUUGUCGUGUUGGCCACGAUUUCCGCUUUGGGGAUUCAAGCACUUGCGAAAUCGACAUCGUACACAGGGUUUUCGAGCGCAACCACCGGCAGUACCGUCUCAGCUUCCAGCCCCGAUGGGAUUUCCAUAAAAUACAAAACCCCACUUCCUGGGACGUGUGAAACCGCUUUCGAAGACCAAAAACAAUAUACCGGCUAUGUAAGCCUCCCCCCGUCAACACUGGGCUUGAUCAAGCAAAAUUGCUCUAUCAACACGUUCUUCUGGCUUGUGGAGUCAAGGAUCAAUCCUGAAAAAGCACCGCUCACAGUCUAUCUUAAUGGUGGACCUGGGAGCACGAGUCUAGUCGGAUUGUUUCAAGAGACUGGGCCAUGCGAGGUCAUUGAAAUUGCAAAGGAUAGACUUGGAACCCGUGCAAGAGAAUGGGGUUGGGAUAGGGGCUCUAACAUGCUAUACAUUGAUCAGCCUGUUCAGUCAGGUUUCUCCUUUGACUCGCUACGGGAGGGCUCUCUGAAUUUGAUCGACUCGUCAUAUACUUUCCCUCCUUCCGAUCCGCCGCAGGGACAGCCUAGGGAUACUUGGCUGAAGGUGGUAACUAGCUCAAAUGACGUGCAAGUUACAACGAAUACCACUUCAACGGCAGCCAAAGCUAUGUGGCAUGUUCUACAGUCUAUCUUGACAGAAUUCCCUCAGUAUUACAUAGGCACCCAGAAAUUGACCCGCAGGAGAAAACCUCAAUCGGCUUCAAUUAAUUUAUUUGCAGAGAGCUACGGAGGCAAAUACGCUCCUAGUUUUGUCACCCACUUUGAGGAGCAGAAUAGGCGCAGAAGGCGAGGAGAAAUAUCAGCCUCAGAAACACUGGAAAUAAACGUUAGGUCUAUUGGGAUUAUGCAAGGUUGCAUCGAUGAUCUGGUUCAAAAUCCCUAUUAUCCGGCUUUUGCAUAUAAUAAUAGCUAUGGGAUCAACGCUACAAGCUCAGAAGAUAAGAAUGCCUUUCUUGAGAAUUUUUCCAGAGCAGGCGGCUGCCGAGAUAAAACCAUCGCUUGCCGCGAAGAGAUUCAAACCUCCGACCCAGAAAAUACCGGCGGUGUGGGAGUUGUUAAUCAAAAGUGCCUUGACGCACUUUCAAGUUGUUUGGCUGAGACCCCUAAUUUAUAUACAAAGAUAGGGCGAAGUGGGCACGACAUCACACAGAGCAACCUCGAUCCAUUUCCUCCUCACACAUACCUUGAGUACCUCAAUUCAGACCAAGUGCAGAAGUCCAUUGGCGUCUCAAUGAAUAUUACAGAUUACAGCUCAAUAAUUUCUUCGGCAUUUCUCAAUACAGCAGACUUUGAUCGAGGGGAUUAUAUCUCGGAUCUAGCCAAGCUUCUGGACAGCGGGAUACGGAUUGCCCUCAUAUACGGAGACAGAGACUAUCUGUGUAACUGGAUGGGCGGCCAGGCUGCUUCAUUCUCGAUUGCAGCGUCAUCUUCUUCGCCAUCCUCAUACCUGAGCGGUUUUAACGCCGCAGGCUAUGCACCCCUAAUUACCAACGAUACAUACAUUGGCGGUAUGGUUCGACAAUUCGGUAACUUAUCGUUCACUCGAAUUUACGACGCUGGCCACUUGAUACCCGCUUACCAGCCGGAGACACUGUUCACGAUCUUCUCUCGCAUUAUCCAAGGACACACUGAUAUAUCGACUGGCCAACCAGUAGAUAUAACUUCUUUCGGCACCAAGGGCGAUGCGAACUCCACAGCAACUAAUUCCGCACCACCAAUGGCCAAGCCAACAUGCUACGUUCGAAAGGUCAAAGACACCUGCUCACCAGAGCAGAUAGCGAAAUUGGCACGAGGUGAAGGAGCUGUUGUAAAUGGAGUGUGGUAUGAGUCCGAGUCUGAUUGGAAGAAACCACCCGCUACCAAGAAAGGCUGGCAACAGGAUGCUUCUAAAACCGUACGAGAUGGGACUGUAGCGCAUGCGUUUAUUGCUAUCACCACGCCGUCGAUGGUCGGGCAGCGUUCAGUAAAUUCUUCGCAUGACAAGAAAUCGGAUGCUGCAAGGAUCGUACCACGUUGGUGGCUAUAUGGAAUACUCAUAGGUGUAAGCGUGAUUAUAUUGAGAGCCUAG